UGCAGUGAACACCGCUCGCUAAUUUGCUCCCGAAAAAAAUCAACGCGUGUGCCUCGAAAUAUUUUGAAUCGCGGACGUGCGUGUGGGUUUUGUGUGAACAAUAAUAACAAUAUAAAAAAAAGUAGGAAAAGCCACAUUUUCCAAAAGCAAUUUACAGUGGCGCGGCUAUAAAUAGCCAACGAACAAGGAACGCACGCGUUUUCCGCUUAUCACAUACCAAAAGACGAUAAUGCCGGUGAAAGAGAUUCUCCAGCGGUGCAGGCCCAUCCCCCUGUACACCGUGCUGGUGCUAUCCAUCUGCUACUUCGUGCUCCAGCUGAUCCUCAGCCACUUGACUCAUGGACUCACAUUGCUGAUGGCCAGUCAUCACAUGUUGUGCAACAUUUUCGCACUCGGCGGCUGCAUUAUUACAAUUAAGCAUAGUAAACAAAAACCGGAGGCCAUAGAUCCUCCCCCUAUCCAAACGAAGGUAAAUGGCAAUGGUUCUGGGCUUAUUGUCAACGUGGCCGAAACGGAGGCCCAAACUCGGGCCAAAAGGGAGUGUCGGGAGCAGAAGCUGCGCAACACUUUUGGCUGGGCCAGGAUCGAUAUAUUGACCAUGCUGAUUGUCUUCAUCAUCCUGGCCUCCUUAUCCUUUUCGCUGGUGGUGGAGGCCCUCCAAACUCUGGUGCACAUCGAUCAUCAGGACACGAUGCAUCUACCGAUUCCCGUGAUGAUGCUGGGUUUCGUGGGCCUAAUCCUGAAUGGACUGACUUAUCUGCUGAUUGGAGGAUAUACCCUGCAUCAGGGAAGCUUUCUGCACUUGACACCCGGCGGAAAUGUGGUGCUCGAUCGUCCCGCAAUGUCCAGUAAUUUGGAUCUAUCGCUCGAACCGAUGCAAAGGCAACUCAGUAAAUCCCGGAAUGAUCGUCAGUUACGCGAGGAACUCGAAGCGGAAGUGGGCAGUGUUUACUUUGCCACCAAACGCCAGGGAGCCGUCGAAAUGCUAAGGGAUGUGUCCAGUACCAUUUUCGUGAUCGUUUGUGCCGCAAUCGUCUAUGUGGCCGAGGAUGAGCAGCAUACGGCGAAGUUCAUUGAUCCUGUGCUUUCCAUUUUCUCCUGUGUCCUGCUGGUCACGCUCAGUUAUCCCUACAUGAAAGAAUCCUGCCUGAUCCUAUUGCAAACCAUUCCGGGUUCCAUCGAUUUGGAGAUCUUUGAGCGGACACUGGUCACCAAAUUCCCAGAGAUUAUCAGCUAUCACGACCUGCACAUUUGGCAGUUGGCCGCCCACCGAUACGUGGCCACCAUACACAUCCAGUUCCAGAAUCCCAAACUUUACCUCAAGAUCAUCGAACAGGUGCGAGCCUAUUUCCACGAUCAGGGAAUCGGAGCGGUCACCAUCCAACCGGAGUUCUAUCCGUCCACCAAUAAGAAUGCCUCUGCCUCGCUGGAAUGCCUGAUGCAAUGCCAGGCGGCGGAAUGCAUCGAGAAAGUUUGCUGCCGAGAUUCUCGCACCGAUCUUCGCGAGGUUUGUGAUGCUCCCGGUGGCAGGAAGUCGUCUUCUCCAACGAAAUGUCAGGGCGAUGGACACGAUCAUAGCAGAAUCAAGUCCAAAUCCUGUGCCGAACUGAGUGCAGUGGUUGUGGAGAAGCCCAAGGAACUGAAUGCAGCGCAGUUGCUUAAGGGGCAAGGUCAGUCCAUGCCCAAACUGGAGCAAACGCCAAACGAGGAUACUCCCUCAAUGAAAGCUGAUACAUCCAAAUCGAAUGACUGUCUACCUCCUCCGACGAGUGGCGAUUGAUUCACCUUUUAAUAACUAUAGUAUUGAAUCAAGGCUUAACGAUUUUAGUUAGUUCUUAAGUUAGUUUACGAAUUUGCCAUAUAGACAUAUGGAUAUAUAUAGAUGUUGGAGCUCAUUUUUUAACGAGACGCUUUA
Molecule: messenger RNA, 1915 nt
Organism: Drosophila takahashii
Lineage: Eukaryota; Metazoa; Arthropoda; Insecta; Diptera; Drosophilidae
Gene: ZnT77C
Product: Zinc transporter 77C
Biological process (GO): zinc ion transmembrane transport; detoxification of zinc ion; intracellular zinc ion homeostasis
Cellular component (GO): membrane
Molecular function (GO): zinc ion transmembrane transporter activity
Source: RefSeq, a predicted model, not a curated record